Paramuricea clavata is the source of this 302-nucleotide messenger RNA. The record is from the annotation of a GenBank genome assembly. NCBI's taxonomy places the organism in Eukaryota, Metazoa, Cnidaria, Anthozoa, Malacalcyonacea, Plexauridae.
AUGAUGCGCCCAAAUACAGACAUACCAAUUAAUGAAAACGAGAACGAUCAUGAUGAAUGUGAGCAGCAAGGUGAAACCUGUGCCCAUCCAGAGAACAACAACAGUUCUCCAGACGAUGAACAAAUUUUCCGCCUAUGGGAUAUAUGUAACAAAGAUACGGAGAUAUGUACAAUGACAAAAGAUGGCUAUGAUUUAUAUGGAAAGGACUUCAAGUCUCUAGAAUAUCCUUUAAUUAACAAGUCGUAUAGCGUUCCAAAUACAGGAUGGCUCAAUGACGCAGUAGUUGAUGCAUACUUGACAUU